Amphiprion ocellaris (clown anemonefish) is the source of this 1927-nucleotide messenger RNA. It is a transcript of the gene cltrn, whose product is annotated as collectrin, amino acid transport regulator. Bases 152 to 808 code for a protein of 218 amino acids. Lineage: Eukaryota; Metazoa; Chordata; Actinopteri; Pomacentridae. The transcript is spliced from 6 exons. The record is from RefSeq and is a predicted model, not a curated record.
CCAGUUUUUUUCUAAAGAGGGCGGAUUAGUUCAGGUGUGUCCUGGUUUAACCAUUAAACCUUUAUGCAGUUGAAGUUCCUCUGCUGACAUCUUGAAAUCACAGCUGAGCUUUGGCAACGUAGUGUCAUUCUGCUCCUGGUUUUCUGGAAAAAUGUUGGAUAAAAUCUUGUUCCUGCUCUGUUUGGCGUCUGCUUUGGCAGAUGAGCGCUGCAUGCCAGAUACUCCACACGGCUUCCAAGUUCGACUCAGUAUCAAAACUGCUCUUGGAGAUGAAGCUUAUGUCUGGAAUGAAAAUGAAAUGUUCCUUUUCCGAGCAUCUCUGGCUUUUGCUAUGAGGAACCACAUGAACGGACAGCAAUUUGAAGUGUCGAAUAUCAUCGUGUGCAAUGAGACCAUGAGAGUGUCCUUCUGGUUUAUCGUGACGUCGCCGCUGGACACUUCGCAACUUAUUGAUCAAGAAAAUGUGGAGGCUGCUAUCAGACAAUCCAGGAAUCGCAUCAACAGCGCCUUUCUGCUGACUGAUAAAACUCUGGAGUUUGUCGACAUCCUUCCUACCCUGGCGACACUGUACACUCAUCCCACCCCCCCAUGGCUCAUUGUGUUCGGGGUGGUCAUGGGUGCGGUCGGCGCCGGCAUCAUCAUCAUGCUCGUUUCCUCUGUGGUCCAAAAGAAACGCAAGACAAAUGGGAAACCACAAGACAAGGACGAUGAUGAAGAGACUCGCGUGAAAACGGUGGAGAACGGUGAUGCACAUGAUGGUGUUCAUAACAUGUCAUUCUCAGAAGAUGAGCGAUUCACAAAAAUGUAAAAUGCUUCUAACAGAAACUCUUCCAUGUCAGUGACAUAGGGAAAAGAAUGUUAUCCAGCUGCUCUGUGUGGAAUCUUGUUGCACUACAAUGUUUUUAUCUAUCUGCAAAAUCAUGUCAUUUUAGUAACAGGUACUAGUUUUAAGAAACUGAUUUUAAAAGUUCAUGAUUUUAUCCCAAAGGUCAUCUGCUGAACAUUUCAAUACUGCCGUGACGAUCUGCCUUAAACAGAAAUCAACCUGUCAUUUUUUGAUGCCACUACUUUCACUUCAUAAAUAGAUGUAUACAUUUCUGGUGUUGACGGAUGAUGAAGUAAGAAUCUCUGUUUGACAGGGUUUGUGUGCGGAUAUUUUGCAAAUCUGUCCUGUCUUUGAAACAAAAUCUGGUAAUUGUUUUCACCAUUUACAAGCAAGAAACUUGUCAUUCACAACCUGAUUUGGGAACCGUCGUAAAACGCUGUGUCAGAAUACUCACACAUUUGCUUAUCUGUGCUCAUUGUUGGUACAAAGUUGCAGAAAAAUGUCUGAACAAGUGUGAAACUGUGGUCAGUUCAAAAUAUAAUGUUUGACUUACACUAUAGUGCCUCCUGCAGACUAUUUCAGGUAAAGUAACAUGUCACUCUCCCCCAGUGGUUCUGCAUUAAUGGUCAUUUUUUCCACACAUGCUAAAAGAAACACAUCUGUUGAUAUCCAUAGACACCGAGUGUUAUGGUAGAAACUUCCCCAGGUAGCAUUUUAGUUCAGGGUUAUCAACUAUUUUCAUUUAAUGAUCCCAUAACUUAAAGUAACUUAGUGAUUUUGAUAAGUUCAGCCAAAAACGUUUACGUAAAACAAACAAACAAACAAACAAACAAAAAAACAACAGAACUGAACAUCUUAAUCUCAUGACACCCCUUGAUAUAUUUCAAAACCAUUUGUGGGUGCUGAAAAAUGCAAAUAUUUAUGUAAAAAUGCGCAAAAAUUCCUGGAACAUGGAGGUGAGACUGACACUAUUCAAUAAAUGUAACACUACUGAAUUCAUACUUUACACUAAUGAUGAUAAAUUAUAUCUAUUGAUUUCUACAAUUAUUAAUAUAAUAAAUAAAGCGCAUGAUGAGCUCAAGCUGAUGCACUACAAUUUAA